GUAAGUGUGUAUAAGUCAGGGAAAAUGGCAGAAGCGAGGAUCUCAUCAGAUCAGGAACCGUUCAAAUGUCCAGUGUGUUUGAACCUUCUAAAGGAUCCAGUGACUCUUCAUUGUGGCCACAAUUACUGUAAGGCAUGUAUUAAUCGCUUCUGGGAUCAUCAGGAUGUGAGGAGGGUCUACAGCUGCCCCCAGUGUAGAGAGACCUUCACUCCAAGGCCUGUUCUAUGCCGGAACAACGUGCUGGCUGAAAUGGUGGAGAAACAAAAUAAGGCUAAACUUCAAACAGCUUCUCUUGCUGGACCUGGAGAUGUGGAGUGUGAUUCCUGCAUCGGGAGAAAACGCAAAGCCGUUAAUUCCUGUCUGGUGUGUAAGACCUCCUACUGUGAAGAUCAUGUUAAACCUCACUAUCAGUCUCCUGCCUUUAAGAAGCACAAGUUAGUGGAAGCCUGUGCAGAUCUCCAAGAGAAGAUCUGCUCUCAGCAUGACAAACCGAUCGAGAUCUACUGUCGUACUGACCAAAGGUUCAUCUGUUACUUGUGUAUGAUGGAUGACCAUAAAGGCCAUGACACUGUUUCAGCUAAAACAGAAAGAAAUAAAAAACAGAAUGAGCUAAAGGAGGAGCAGAUGAAAUCCCAGCAGAGAAUCCAGGAGAAGCAGAAGGAGGCGAAGGAGCUGAACAAGGCUGUAGACAUUAUUAAGAUGCGUUCACAGGCAGCAGUAGAUGAGAAUGAGAAGAUCUUUACUGAGCUGAUCAGCUUCAUGGAAAAAAAGCGCUCGGAGGUGACGGAGCUGAUCAGAGCUCAGGAGAAAGCUGAACUGAGUCGAGCUGAACGACUCCUGAAGCAACUGGAGCAGGAGAUUGCUGAUCUUAAGAGGAGAGUCACUGAGCUGGAGCAGCUUUCACACACACACGAUCACAUCCACUUCCUCCAGAGUUUCCCGUCUCUCUGUGUUUCUCCUGGAUGUGAGGACUCACUGUACACUGUUAAUCUACAUCACACAUUUGAUGGAAUAAGGGAAUCUUUCUUACAGAUGAAAGUGCAAGUUGAGCAAAUCCGUCCUCAAGCUGCAGCGUUAUUUCAGAUACUACCUUCACAACUGACAAGCAGACAGAAUUUUCUUCAAUAUUUUAGAUUUCUGACUCUGGAUCCCAACACAGCACAUCCUGACCUUCUUCUGUCUGAGAAGAACAGAUCAGUAACAUAUGGUGAGACACAACAGUACUCUGAUCAUCCAGAGAGAUUUGACUUUUGGCCUCAGGUGUUGUGUAAGGAGAGUGUGUGUGGACACUGUUACUGGGAGGUGGAGUGGAGCGGUACUGUGUACAUAUCAGUCUCAUAUAAAGAGAUCAGCAGGAAAGGAGGGGUUGAUGAGUGUUGGUUUGGAUGCAACAGUCAGUCCUGGAGUCUGGUGUGUUCUCCUGCCUAUGUCACUUUCAGCCACAACAAUGUUAACAUACAGAUCAGAGGUCCAGCCUCCUCCAGAAUAGGAGUGUAUGUGGAUCACGGUGCAGGAACUUUGUCCUUCUACAGCAUCUCUGACACGAUAAGUCUACUCCACACAGUCCACACCACAUUCACUCAGCCUCUGUACGCUGGGUUCUGGGUAUUCGGAAAUAACUCAACUGUGAGGUUAUGUGACUCAAAUUAAAUAUAAGUAUAAGGGUUUACAAAAUUUAGAACUGCGGUGUCAGAUUAAUUUUUUUACUGAGCUGUGUGUACUGUAACACUGUUAUUACUAAUUUCUAACCAAUUUUCUAUAGAUAAGAUAAAUUACAUAAAUAAUCUUUUAAUGUAGGAUGCUUCUAAAAAUAUUUGUUAUCAAACAUUAUGAAACAUUUAACUGUUACAAAUGUUUGGGAAACACUGUUUAAUUUGAAACAAUAAAGUUUACUUAAACUGCUGCUGGUGGAAACACAAAAGCAUUAUCUGGCAAUAUGACAGAACACAUGCAUGAUGUUUACAAGUUUAACUACUUUUAGAACUUGUUUCCAAUAACACUUAAAAUUGAGCGAAUGGUCACUGACCAACUUCAAACUGUUUCUGCAGCUUGUGAUAUCUCAAGUUAUAACUGUGGUAAAUUACAUUCAUGUGACAUGAUUUUGGAAAAUCUCCUCAUCGCUUUCUAUUAAAAAGCCCCACAGUUGAUGGUAUGUCCAUCCAUCCAUCUAUCAUCAUCAUCAUCAUCAUCAUUUGUUCCUUUCAUGAAAAUGCAUUAUUUGUACAAGACACAUACAACUCAUUUAAGUUUUCCUUUACAUAUCCAUAAUCAGAAAGGAGCAGAUGGAGGAAUCAUUUUCUUAUAUUUAUCUGCCACCUUUAUUAACAUAAACAGUAGAUGGCAUUAGCAUUUGUUCCCUCCACCAUCAUCCAACAUUUAUUAACAUAAUCAAUAAAUGACAUUAACAUUAUUUCCUCCACCAUCACCAAAACUCCAACAUAUCUAUUAUUUAUUUAAACAUUUUAUAUUGGUCACAUACAAAUUGAAUCAAACUUCAGUUUGAUAUAAUUCAAGUUGUUUCUUUUUAUAACCCCUUUUAAAUACCAACAUUUUUUUUGCAACUUUUUAAAUCUUUCAUCAGAGAAUUCCAUGCUUUUACUCCAGCAACAGACAAACACAUUUGUUUCAGGUUUGUUUGGACCAUUGGAUAUUUAAAGUCAUAUGGCCGUCUGUGAUUUCCAUCUUCAGAAGUAAAAACAAAUAACUUUUGUAAGUCAUGUGGAAGAGCUUUACUUCUAGCUUUGAACAUUACUAAUAAAGUUUGUAAUUCUACAAUGUCUUUGAAUUUUAAUAAUCCUGACCUAAUAAAGAGCGGAUUUGUAUGGUCCCUAUAUCCUGCUUUGAAAAUAAUUCGAAUGGCUCUUUUC
This is a messenger RNA of Clarias gariepinus (North African catfish), 2867 nucleotides long. RefSeq names its product tripartite motif-containing protein 16-like. The transcript has 6 exons. Bases 25 to 1650 code for a protein of 541 amino acids. The record is from RefSeq and is a predicted model, not a curated record. Lineage: Eukaryota; Metazoa; Chordata; Actinopteri; Siluriformes; Clariidae. Gene Ontology annotation, molecular function: protein binding; zinc ion binding.